CAUUUACCUUGAUCGAUGCGUGCACAGCCCGUGCUCAAAGCCAUUAGAGAGCGGGGAAGCGGGCCGUAUUUUCUCCACUUUCUCUCUCUCCGAGCGGCUCCCAAAUGUAUCGUUCCUCUCCGAGCCUCUACAAUUCCUCGUCGCACUACCGGCAGUUAGGUCUCUCUCUCUUUCUUCGAUUCUCCCAUAGCUCUUUUUUUGUUUCCUGUCAAAGAUUUCCAGACCUGAGGGGUUUUGGAGUUAAAAUCCGAUGGGCAGUUGUUUCUACGGAAAAAAUUCGAUCUUUGGCGUUAAAAUCCGAUGGGCAGUUUUUUCUACGGAAAAAGAUUCAAUCUUUGUAAUGAUUCUGGUUUCUUGACGUGGAAUAUGGUUUAAAUUUGCAAUAGAAAAGCCAUUUUUGUGAUAUUUUUCUUCUAGGUUUCUUCUUACAGACUUAUCCCAGUGAUGUUUUAUUAAGUUUUAGUCUGAUGGGAGUUUGCUUGAUUCUGGGGUCAGCUGGAAUCAUCGACUUAGAACCCUACUCUAUGAGUAGGGUGCAACUGGGAUUGGUUCGUCGAGCCCUUCUUGGAAAAUUACCAUCUCUGGGGCUGUACUCCUCUGCUUCUUCCUUGUCUUGUCUUCAUGACCAAUAUUUUCACCCAACUCCAACCACUGAAUCCACUAUCGCGCAAAGAAGUAUUACAAAAAGCUUUGAUUUUUAUGUUGGUAGAGGCCCGACACUUUUCCCCUUUGUUGCCAUCGUAGUGCAUACUUUGGAUUGGAGCAUCGCAAGCGAAACAAGCUUCUCAGAAGCAGUGAGCAAAUAUGGCUUGGGCCACUCAUUAGAAUCCUUUGCGGUGCUUAUUCAGACCUUUUCAUCUGCUGGAAUGCAUAGAGAGGUCCAAUAUUUGAUUAGAAGUAUUGUGGAUUACCAUAAGAGUGUUGGCUCCAACUUGUUUGGAUUGCUUUCUUCAUUGGUUGGUCUUUUGGAUGGUGUCAUGAGCUUGCUGCAAGCCUAUGAAGCUGUCAUCUGUGUCUUGGCAGAGGCCUCAAUGCUUGAAGAUGCUCUUGAAACAUAUUUGGAGGCUAAGAGAAUUGGCCUAAAGCUCAGUAUACCCUUGUGCAAUUUCUUGCUCAAGUCUUUGGUUGAAAAGAAGGAGGUGGAGUAUGCUAGAAGCUUAUUUCAUGAUAUGAAGAGCUCAAGCCCUUCACCUAAUGUAUACACUUACACUAUUAUGAUGGACUUGUAUACUAGAGAAGAAACAUUAGAUAGGGAUGAAGCUGAUGAUAUUCUUUUUGAUAUGGAGAGAAAUGGUGUGAGCCCAAAUGCAGUGACCUAUUGCACAUAUAUCCGCGGACUUUGCCAAGCUGGAGACGUGGAUUUUGCAUGGAAUGUUCUUCAAGACUUGCGAUAUAAAAGGCUUCCAUACAAUGAUUACUGUUACAAUGCUGUCAUCUAUGGUUUUUGCCAGAAAGGCCAGUUGAGCAAAUCAUUGAUGGUUUUGGAUGAAAUGAAGCAAUGCGGAUUGCCACCAGAUGUUUAUAGCUACAGCAUACUGAUUGAUGGGUUCUGCAAGAAAGGUGAUGUAAUUAAAGGCUACAAUCUGUUUGUUGAAAUGGUAAACCGUGGAAUAAUGCCUACAAUGGUCAGCUGUAGCUCACUGUUGCAUGGAUUGUGUGGGAUAGGAGAAGUAAAAACAGCAACAAAGUUGUUCCAUGAGUUUGGGAAUCAGGGUUAUGAGCAUGACCAAAUUGCUUAUAGCAUCCUCAUUGAUGGGUACUGCCAGCAUGGGGAUUUGGCUGGUGCCUUUGCUCUCUGGGAGGACAUGAUUCAAAACCAUUUUGUUCCAGAUGUUUAUAAUUAUACCAGUCUCAUUUAUGGUUACUGCAGACUUGGAUGCUUGAAGGAAGCCUUGGAAACAUUUCAACUCAUGGUUGAUAAUGGGGUGAUCCCCAAUACUGUUACUUGCACUGUGAUAAUUGAUGGGUUUUUCAAGGAACGAUCCAUAGUGGAAGCUUUUAUAUUUUUAAAUAAAAUGCAUGAUCUGGGCAUUAUUCCCAAUUCGUAUACAUAUAAAGUUAUCAUCAAUGGCCUUUGCAAAGAGAGAAUACCAGAUAGGGCAUGGGAAGUUUUUGGAACUUUGAUAAAGAGGGGGCCUGUUCCUGAUGUUAUUGUCUAUAGCACCCUUAUUGAUGGUUUCACCAAAACAUCAAACAUGGAGAUGGCUUUCAUGUUGUAUGAUAGAAUGUUAAAGGGAGGUAUCACACCCAAUAUCUUUACUUAUACAAGCCUUAUAAAUGGUCUCUGUCAUGAUGGACGACUUCCAGAAGCUACAAAAUUGUUUGAAGAAAUGAUUGGAGUGGGCUUAAUACCUGACACGAUUGUUUUUACAUCACUAAUUGCUAAUUAUUGCAAGCGUAAAAAUAUGAAGAAGGCCGUGGAACUGUUCAGAAAAAUGGAACGGAAUGGCUUAUCUCCUGAUGUUUUCACAUAUACUUGUCUGAUAGAUGGAUAUAGCAAGUUACUUCAGAUGGAUAUCGCAGUCUCACUGAUGGAUGAAAUGAUAAAAAUUGGUCUCACUCCUAACGUGGUAACCUAUACUGCUCUCAUUACCGGAUAUCGCAAGAUGGGAGACUGGGAUAAAGCUUACAAGCUAUAUAAGAUUAUGAUGAAGCAGGGUAUUUUACCAGAUGCUUCGGCUUGUCUGUCAUUGGGGUUGGACUGUUGUGGAGAGGAGAACAGUUGAGCAGUCAAAGAAAUAUUAUUGCUUUUUGCAUGUGCGACUGUUCACAUACCUGCCAACUAUUUAUUCUUUUUAAGCGUAUCUAUAAAAUAACAUGUUCUGGCAAAGAAGCAGGCAGCGUGAUGCAAGAUGGCAGUUCUGGAGAUCUGGACUCAAAUCAUCAAAGCCAUAUCCUCCUUGCCAUCAUUGUCAGAGCAGUGCUUUCUCAGGCCUGGCCACCAUCAUCAUUAAAUCUUCCGAUUUGUCAGGAAAGCUCCUUUCAUUCACCACCAUGGAUGGCAUUGACAAUGAUUAUCAGAACCUAAAUCUGUUCCAAGGUGGUUGGGAGUUGAGUUAUAGAGAGGCUUUGCCUCCCCCUAGAAAUGUGCCUUUACUGGAGGAAAUGGCAGAUUUUGUCAGAAGAUACAAUGCUUUCACAUUAUUACAGAUGACCAAAAUGAGGUGUAUAUCACCUGAGUUAUAUGUUUUUAUAUAUUUUUUAAGUCUGCAAUUGCAGGGUGCAUAAAAUACAGCACUAUGUGAAGAUAGUAUAUGUGCACUCCAGCAUGAAUCACCUUAAUUAUGCCUGCGAAUGGCCUGUGGUCUUUAGUCUGCUAAGCAUCUUCUCUUUCACUGUCCUGUUCUAUGCGAGGCAUGAAUCUCCUGUCUGUCUGAAGAAAAUAGUAGGUGCCCCUGACAUGGUUAUGCCCAAUUGAGCAUGUUUUGCAGAUUUUAAUGACCUUUUCUGAUGUCAUUACUAAGAAUAUUCUUCUUCACUAUCUCUUUGCUUCAUCUAAAGGCAUCUUGAUGUGCAUCUGCUGAUGAUCUAAAUAGACUUUAUAGGCUAUGUUUGAAGUAGUUCUAAUGAUUUAGUAUUUUUCCUGCUCUAUAGAUGUCAGAUCAGAAAGCUGAUUGAGUCCACAGCCCCUGCAGAACCAGACUUGACUCUUAAAAGUUCAUAAAUGCUGGCUUGUAAUCUCAACGAAGGGAACCAACCUGCGGUUAGGAGGAGCUUAAAGGUAGACAAUUGAUGUCUGUAGGUCUGGGAUGUUUGUUGUCAAUCUUGAGAAGAAACCUUUUCUGGAAUGGUCCAUUCUGGUGCUCUGUCCUUCUUUCAAUGGUGAAGAAGACAAAAUGUCAUUAUGGUACAAUCAGGAUUAUCUGUUGCUUAUAAUGUUAGCUCACACUCUUUUUGUAAUCUGCAUGUCAGACUAGCAAAAUAGUUAUGUUAUUUCUUGCUUGAAACUUUCCAGUUCA
This is a messenger RNA of Phoenix dactylifera (date palm), 3959 nucleotides long. The record is from RefSeq and is a predicted model, not a curated record. Lineage: Eukaryota; Viridiplantae; Streptophyta; Magnoliopsida; Arecales; Arecaceae.